Molecule: messenger RNA, 1374 nt
Organism: Aphidius gifuensis
Lineage: Eukaryota; Metazoa; Arthropoda; Insecta; Hymenoptera; Braconidae
Gene: Ublcp1
Product: ubiquitin-like domain-containing CTD phosphatase 1
Exons: 2
Coding region: 181-1194 (337 amino acids)
Cellular component (GO): nucleus
Molecular function (GO): protein binding; phosphoprotein phosphatase activity
Source: RefSeq, a predicted model, not a curated record
AUCAUCAACAAUAGUUUUUUUUUAUUUUUUCGGAAAAUGACGCUUGGAUUACUGAGAAAAAUUGAUUAACUGUGGAAAAAUUAAUAAAUCGUGUUUCGUAACCUCAAAAGUCAUAAAGAAAAAUAAAAAAAUAGUAAAAUAAAAUUGGAGUAAAUAAUUAAUUAAUUAAUAAAAAAAAAAAUGGCCAAUUCAUCAGGUAUUAUAAUAAAGUGGAAUGGAAAUGAAUAUCCAAUAAAUGAUUUGAUGAAUGAAACAACAGUUGCUGAAUUAAAAGCAAGAAUUUAUGAAGAGACUGAUGUUCGUCCAGAUCGUCAAAAACUUUUAAAUUUACGUCUCAGAGGUAAAAUACCAGAUGAUGAGCAAAAUCUUGGUGGCAUUGGUUUGAAACCAGGUUUUAAAUUAACACUGAUGGGUUCAACAGAGGAAGACAUUGCUCAAGCAAAUCGUGCACCAGAUAAUAUGAAUGAAGUUGUCAAUGAUUUAUCAACAGAAAUUGAAAGUGAUGAUGUUGAAGUUGAGAAUGCACAUAUAUAUUUAGCUAAAAUACAAAAACGUAUAGCAACAUAUAAAAUACAAGAAUUAAAUCCAUUAAGAGAAAAUAAAAAAAUGCUUGUAUUAGACAUUGAUUAUACACUAUUUGAUCAUCGUUCAGUAGCAUCAAGUGGUAUUGAAUUAAUGCGUCCAUAUUUACAUGAAUUUUUAACAAGAUCAUAUAAACAUUAUGACAUUGUCAUCUGGUCAGCAACAAGUAUGAAAUGGAUUGUUGAAAAAAUGAGAUUACUUGGUGUUGCUGAUAAUCCAAAUUAUAAAAUUGCAUUCUACAUGGAUUAUCUUGCAAUGAUAUCUGUUUAUACACCAAAACGUGGUCUUGUUGAUGUUAAACCACUUGGUGUUAUUUGGGGUAAAUAUCCAGCGUAUUCACCUAAAAAUACAAUCAUGUUUGAUGAUAUACGAAGAAAUUUUAUGAUGAAUCCUGGAUCUGGUUUACGUAUACAUGCAUUUCGUGAAGCCCAUUUAAAUCGUGGAAAAGAUAGAGAGCUACUUAAACUUGCUGACUAUCUUGAAGCUAUUGCUAUUAAUGAAAAUGAUUUUCAAAGGCUUAAUCACAGAGAAUGGGAAGAUUAUUCAACUAAAAAAUCACACAGACAUUCUUCACAUAGGCAGUCUUAUGAUGAUUUUUCCAUGGAAGACUGAUUUUUUUUAUAAUUUUUAAAAACAACAAUUAUGUAUAUUCUAUUGAUGUAGAAGCAUGUAUCCAUCAUAGUGUUUUAAUUUUAUUUUUUCAUUUUUUUAAUAAUUCUUAAUUACCAAUCAACUUUUUUUAAUUUUUUUAAAUUGUACCUUUUCGUUUGUUUAAUUAAUGUUUAUGAUUUU